This is a messenger RNA of Rhopilema esculentum, 3786 nucleotides long. RefSeq lists its product as uncharacterized. NCBI's taxonomy places the organism in Eukaryota, Metazoa, Cnidaria, Scyphozoa, Rhizostomeae, Rhizostomatidae. The record is from RefSeq and is a predicted model, not a curated record.
UUACGUUGGCGGGAAUUUAGUUGUUAUUUUGUUGCCCAGAGAUGACCUUGUUUUGGACGUUCUGUGCACGAUCACGUGACUGCAGUUAUCCGGCACAGUGUAAACGGGAGGGCAAAGUGGACCAAAUUUGUGCGGCACAGUGUAAACGCAAAUCAAUCCGAACAAGUUUUCUGCGGGUAAAAUUCAUCCGGCACAGUAAAUUCUCGGAAGUCAAUGGUCUCUGAUCCGCUGAACUGGUCAAAUGUCGCACUGUAAUUUGCGGACCGAGAACCAGUCGCCAACCUUGACCACAUGCUCAAACAGCAGUCAUCUGAUCGCAGGCCGUUCGGCAAAAAAGUAAGAGCAACCUGUGUUAUGGCGAAGGCCAGACAUCUUCUUGCCCGGAUAACUCGUACAAGAAUUAUCAUUUUCUUGACUUUAUUUAUUAUUUAUUUUACAAUUGAUCACGCAAGAUGGACUGAUUAUUUUUUGUAUGACUUCGACGCGUCGUUAGAGGAGGGCCACGAAACGACGGAAUUCAUUGAUUCAAAGUGUAUCUUGCCAAAACUGGAUCCGUUUAGAGAAAGUGCGAUGAAAUAUGUGGAGAAAUUACCAAAACUUACAUGUCCUGGAAAACGCCGAGGGUUUAUCAAAGGAACAGAAAUUUUAAUCGAUGGAAAGGAUAUAUCUAAAUUACAAAUGACAUAUAUUCGAAGGCCUGUAGGCGACGAUUUCAACACAGUUUACUCUGAUCGCAUUGAUAUUGACUUGAACAGCCGUGGCCCAAAUGGUGAAAUUCGUAUUCAACCGAAAGAAGAUUUCGUGAAGUUAACAUUAAGAACCAAAGAUGGAGGCACUGAAGAUGAAUACCAUUGUAUCACUAUCCCAAAAGAUGACGUCAUAUCUCAGGCUUCGCCUGUAUCAAACGAGCCUGAUGACCUGGAUUUGAAUGUCGCAUUUCUCAUGCUUGACAGCGUGUCAGCUGCAACUUUUCAAAGAGUCAUGCCCAAAUCUCUUGGGUUUCUGAAACAGCAGGACAACACCAUUUUCUUCAAAGGCCAUACAAUUGUUGGCGAUGGAACAACCGCUCAGCUCUGCGCUAUGUUUACAGGUUUGAACGAACAACAGUUACCCGAGGCAAGGCGAAGCUUCUCAGGCUCAAAAUCCGUCGACAGAUGGCCGUUUAUAUUCAAAGAGUUCAAAAAGAAAGGGUAUGCGACGAUGUUUCAAGAGGAUUCAAGCCUAUACGCUACUUUCAAUUACCGCUUGCACGGAUUCAAAGAUCCGCCAACGGACCAUUACGCGCGGCCUUUUUACACCAUAGGCGACAAAAUGAAAGUGAAAAAAAGGCCGUGCUAUGGAAGUUGGCCUUUUCACCAGCAUGUUCUUUCAUAUUUGCAGAAUUUUCACGAUAAUUACUCAAAUUUAAAGAAAUUCAGCCUGAACUUAAUUGCCCUUUUACCGCACAACAGCAUCAACAACGUGCAGAGAAUGGAUGACGAUUUAGCCAGCUUUUUGGCAAGUUUCAAGGCGAAAGGCCAUUUCGAAAACACUAUCUUUGUUUUGUUUGGUGACCACGGACCACGUAUAUCAUCAUUCAGGUCCUCGAUUGAAGGUAAACUGGAAGAGAGGCUGCCUCACCUGUCAAUCACGUUACCAAGAUGGUUUAAGAAGAAGCACAGCGAGCUGUAUAAGGCCAUUGUUGCAAAUUCAGAAGGAAUGACUUCUCAUUUUGAUAUAUACGGCACCCUUAAGCACAUCCUGGCAUACCCAAACUAUAAACGUGAAGGAAUAGGCCAGAGUUUGUUUACUGCAAUAAACCAAGACACGCGUAACUGCAAGGACGCUGGGGUGGCGGAUCACUGGUGCCCUUGUUUGGGUUACGUUGAAGUGCCUGUUGACGAUGCUCAAGUGAAAAACAUGGCAAAUAUUGCUGUUGGGUUUAUAAACGAGAAACUGCAGAAGAUAAGGGAGGUUAAGGAAAAGUGUGCGGAGUUACAAUUGGGAAAGAUUUUGAGGGCGGGGAAAGUAAUUCACAAUUGGAAAAUGGAGAGUUUUGUAAAGUCGAGGGGGAACUCGCGAUGCGAUAGUUGCAAGUUACUUUUCAAGAAUUUAAAAGGCGAAAAGAAGAUAAAAUACGAAUUGGUUUUUGCUGUGCAGCCCAGCGGAGGAGAGUUCGAAGUCAAUGUCGAAACUUAUGGAAGUGACGUCACUGUCGAUGCUGACAUUAGCAGACUGAAUGCGUACGAAAAUCAACCAGAAUGCAUUGCAAGAGCGUAUCCACAUUUGCGCGAGUAUUGUUAUUGCAAAUCGAACUAAAGAAAAAAUGCAUUGCUCAAUGAGUAUUCACGUAAGUUUGCAGUGCUUACAAAAGUCGAUCUUUUCCGCCAGUGCCAGGUUGUGUUUUCACGAAAGCCAACACCCAAUAAAUUCCCUAGAACUUUAUUUCAAAAGUGAAUUUUCUACUUAUGCUUCUUUCUUAGGAUAGAUCAAUGAAACUAAAGCAUAAUUAUGAAACUAAAGCGUAUCCACAUUUGCGCGAGUAUUGUUAUUGCAAAUCGAACUAAAGAAAAAAUGCAUUGCUCAAUGAGUAUUCACGUAAGUUUGCAGUGCUUACAAAAGUCGAUCUUUUCCGCCAGUGCCAGGUUGUGUUUUCACGAAAGCCAACACCCAAUAAAUUCCCUAGAACUUUAUUUCAAAAGUGAAUUUUCUACUUAUGCUUCUUUCUUAGGAUAGAUCAAUGAAACUAAAGCAUAAUUAUGAAACUAAAGCGUAUCCACAUUUGCGCGAGUAUUGUUAUUGCAAAUCGAACUAAAGAAAAAAUGCAUUGCUCAAUGAGUAUUCACGUAAGUUUGCAGUGCUUACAAAAGUCGAUCUUUUCCGCCAGUGCCAGGUUGUGUUUUCACGAAAGCCAACACCCAAUAAAUUCCCUAGAACUUUAUUUCAAAAGUGAAUUUUCUACUUAUGCUUCUUUCUUAGGAUAGAUCAAUGAAACUAAAGCAUAAUUAUGAAACUAAAGCGUAUCCACAUUUGCGCGAGUAUUGUUAUUGCAAAUCGAACUAAAGAAAAAAUGCAUUGCUCAAUGAGUAUUCACGUAAGUUUGCAGUGCUUACAAAAGUCGAUCUUUUCCGCCAGUGCCAGGUUGUGUUUUCACGAAAGCCAACACCCAAUAAAUUCCCUAGAACUUUAUUUCAAAAGUGAAUUUUCUACUUAUGCUUCUUUCUUAGGAUAGAUCAAUGAAACUAAAGCAUAAUUAUGAAACUAAAGCGUAUCCACAUUUGCGCGAGUAUUGUUAUUGCAAAUCGAACUAAAGAAAAAAUGCAUUGCUCAAUGAGUAUUCACGUAAGUUUGCAGUGCUUACAAAAGUCGAUCUUUUCCGCCAGUGCCAGGUUGUGUUUUCACGAAAGCCAACACCCAAUAAAUUCCCUAGAACUUUAUUUCAAAAGUGAAUUUUCUACUUAUGCUUCUUUCUUAGGAUAGAUCAAUGAAACUAAAGCAUAAUUAUGAAACUAAAGCGUAUCCACAUUUGCGCGAGUAUUGUUAUUGCAAAUCGAACUAAAGAAAAAAUGCAUUGCUCAAUGAGUAUUCACGUAAGUUUGCAGUGCUUACAAAAGUCGAUCUUUUCCGCCAGUGCCAGGUUGUGUUUUCACGAAAGCCAACACCCAAUAAAUUCCCUAGAACUUUAUUUCAAAAGUGAAUUUUCUACUUAUGCUGCUUUCUUAGGAUAGAUCAAUGAAACUAAAGCAUAAUUAUGAAAUUUUUGCAUAAUUAUGAAAUUAUAACAUAAUUAUGAAAUUUAAGCAUAAU